AUGCUCGAUUAUCCCCAAGGCGACAAAUUGUUAUCCUGGACGACCCGAACAAAUUCGGAAUCACUACUUGACCCGAAGAUGGCGGCAAACUACGUUGCUUAUACGGCUCCCAUCAAUCCGGCGUCAUCCGAGCCCAAGCUCUCCCAGAAGCACAUCUGGGCUCUCCUUCGCCGGAAGAUCCGGCGAGCAGAGGACUUCGUCGGCGGUGCAAUCCUCAACACCGAGGUUGUCUCUGAAUCGAAGGACACUCACGAGCGGCCCGUGACAACACGUAUGGUCACCUUCCGCGAGGGCAACAGGCGUGUGGAGGAGGUCGUCACGACCUUUUACCCGAUCAAGGUCGAAUUUAAACAGCCGAAUGGGAGCCAUAUUGCCAACAUUGUCAGUCGAGGACCUGAUGACGAGCUGUAUCUGACGUACACCUUUGAGUGGAUGCAUCCUGACCUGGACGAGAAGGCGUUGGCUGAGAAAAGGGUUGUCGAGGAUGAGAUGGCUAAGCACUCUGUGGAUAGUACUAUCGCGGCGAUGAGAGCGAUGGUUGUUGACGGACGAUGGGAGGAAAAUGCUUAG
Molecule: messenger RNA, 570 nt
Organism: Diaporthe amygdali
Lineage: Eukaryota; Fungi; Ascomycota; Sordariomycetes; Diaporthales; Diaporthaceae
Exons: 1
Coding region: 1-570 (189 amino acids)
Source: RefSeq, a predicted model, not a curated record